This is a messenger RNA of Phaethon lepturus (White-tailed tropicbird), 2160 nucleotides long. RefSeq names its product endothelial PAS domain protein 1 (gene EPAS1). Gene Ontology annotation, molecular function: RNA polymerase II transcription regulatory region sequence-specific DNA binding; protein binding; DNA-binding transcription factor activity, RNA polymerase II-specific. The transcript has 11 exons. Gene Ontology annotation, biological process: regulation of transcription by RNA polymerase II; cellular response to hypoxia. NCBI's taxonomy places the organism in Eukaryota, Metazoa, Chordata, Aves, Phaethontiformes, Phaethontidae. The record is from RefSeq and is a predicted model, not a curated record. The annotation marks the transcript as partial.
AGUCUGUUCUUGUUGCCAUUAAAGCUAAUGGGAAUUUUGCUGUUGACUUCAGUGGGGAGCUGAAUGUCACCAUCUGGGACCUGCCGCUUGGGUGUAAAAGCUGUUUAAAAGGAAAGAUUGCCAACGUGGUCAAAGUGUGUACAAAAGGUCAAGUAGUGACAGGCCAGUACCGUAUGCUUGCCAAGCACGGUGGAUACGUAUGGCUGGAAACUCAGGGAACAGUGAUUUACAAUACGCGCAACCUACAGCCUCAGUGUAUCGUCUGUGUCAACUAUGUGCUGAGUGAAAUUGAGAAGAACGAUGUUGUGUUCUCCAUGGACCAAACGGAAUCACUCUUCAAGCCUCACCUGCUGACAAUGAGCACCGCCUAUGAGAGUGGCAUCCCUGGCACGGAGAAGAGCGACUUCUUGUUUACUAAGUUAAAGGAGGAACCAGAGGAGCUUGCUCAGCUGGCACCAACACCUGGAGAUGCCAUUAUUUCCCUGGAUUUUGGGACGCAGAAGUUUGAGGAGGCCCCUGCCUUCCCCAGUGCUGUUUUGACACCAAACAAAGCAUGGCCAGUGGAAGUGAAAAGCCACGCUGCUCAAGGUGAAACACUGACAAUACCAUCCUUUACAAUGCCUCAGAUUGCACCUGGCAGCAGUACCCCAAGUGCAAGCAGCAACAGUAGCUGUUCCACGCCAAGCAGCCCAGGAGAUUAUUACAGUUCUGUGGAUGAAGAUCUUAAGAUUGAGGUGAUUGAAAAACUCUUUGCCAUGGACACAGAAUCAAAAAGUCAGUGCAACUCCCAGACUGACUUCAAUGAACUGGACCUUGAAACCUUGGCUCCUUACAUUCCUAUGGAUGGAGAAGAUUUCCAGCUCAGCCCCAUCUGCCAAGAGGAACGCCCUCUCUCUGAAAGUGCACAAAAUACCCAGCAGAGUCUAAGUAGCAUGAGUACCAUCUUCCAACCCCUUGCUUCUGCUUCACAGAAUCAGUUCCUCCCAGAGAAAUAUUGCCCACAGCUAUCAAAUAAAAACGUUAACCCUGGUCAUGGGUCCCUAUCAUCGGUGUUCUUCAACAAUGUGAGUAGGUCAUCACUGCCACCGUACCAUGACCAAGCCAGCACUCCCCUGUCUUCGAUGGGAGGAAGACCAAACACCCAGUGGCCACCUGAUCCCCCAUUAGAAUAUGUUCCUGCUAAAUGGAGACUCAUGGAUAAAUACUCAGGAUCCUUAUCAAGUUCCCCCUCAGGGCCACCAGUACAUUCUCCGAGCAUGCCCAUAUAUAAAAAAAGGCCCCUGGAUGCUUUUGGACAACGAGGCAUAGAUAUAAACCCGGCAAGAAUUGCUCUGUCUAACAGCUUGAAGCUGAAGCGACAACUGGAUUAUGAAGAACAUGCAUUGCAACAGCUGAGUGGGGGCGAUCCAUCUGUCAUUAACCCAUCUCACCUAAUGUGGAAGAGAAUGAAAUUUCUCAAAGGUGAAAACCGUUCCUUGGUUACAGAAAAAAAGUCCCUCAGCACAAGUGUUCUUACCGAUGAAUUUGUCUGUAACUCAAGAGGUCUGAGCCAACCAAUGAAUCAACUGCAGCAGCAGCAGCAGCAACCACCCACCUGUGGCAGUCCUGGUGAGAAUUUGAAAGCAGGAGCUUUUCCCCCUCCAUUUUACAGUUCCCAUUAUCAGGACUAUACUGUUCAGCCAGUUCAUAAAGCAUCAGGUAUGGCCAGUCGUCUGCUGGGGCCCUCAUUCGAACCCUACUUGUUGCCCGAGUUGACAAGGUAUGACUGUGAGGUGAACGUCCCCGUUUUGGGCAGCUCUACGCUUCUGCAGGGCAGUGAACUGCUCAGAGCACUGGACCAGGCAACCUGAGCGAUCCUGCAAUAUUCCGUGGCCUAUACUGUUCAAAACAGCUUCAGUUUUUAAAUAUAUUUUUGCAAGUAGACAAUUUCUAAUACCAAUACACUUUUACAGGAUUUUACUUAGAUAUUGAACCUGUCCACGUUACCAAAUAGUGGCCUUUUGAAGUUACUCACUUUAUUAUUCAUAUAAAAGAAAUACAUCUACUGUAUUUUCUCUAUUGCAAUUAAAGUGUUGUUUAGAGAGUUUGAUUACCCUCCCUUUUAUCUCAUCACUUGUAAUUUAUACUCUGAAAUUUUCUUCAAAAUUCAUGCUAAUAAAA